AUGAAAAAUAUUAUCAUUAUCGCUUUGUGUCUUAUUGGUGCAGCCAAUUGUUUUGUGCCCGGUGGUUUCUUCCCCGUGUCUAUAGAUGAUCCUCAGGUAGUUAAUUUAACCUCCAAGGCUGUUGAAUAUCACAAUCAAAUUUCCAACAGCGCUAAUUAUAAGAAAUUAGUUAGAAUUCAAAAUGCUCAAGCUCAAGUUGUCGCUGGAUCUAAUUAUGAGAUCACUUUUAUCGUUGGUUUCACCGAUUGUGCCAAGUCCAAUAUUACCGGAAAAACUUGUAAUUUAUCAGCAAACACAAUUCCAGAGGAAUGUACUUACAGAAUCUUAGUACCACUAAAUAACCAAGUUGAAAUCACCCGAGGCGAUUGUAAACUAACACAAGCACCAACCAUUGCACCCGUUUGA
Molecule: messenger RNA, 405 nt
Organism: Panonychus citri (citrus red mite)
Lineage: Eukaryota; Metazoa; Arthropoda; Arachnida; Trombidiformes; Tetranychidae
Product: cystatin-like
Exons: 2
Coding region: 1-405 (134 amino acids)
Molecular function (GO): cysteine-type endopeptidase inhibitor activity
Source: RefSeq, a predicted model, not a curated record